Cercocebus atys (sooty mangabey) is the source of this 2777-nucleotide messenger RNA. RefSeq names its product acid phosphatase 2, lysosomal (gene ACP2). Gene Ontology annotation, cellular component: lysosome. The coding region runs from base 605 to 1774 and encodes 389 amino acids. The transcript is spliced from 11 exons. NCBI's taxonomy places the organism in Eukaryota, Metazoa, Chordata, Mammalia, Primates, Cercopithecidae. Gene Ontology annotation, biological process: lysosome organization; dephosphorylation. The record is from RefSeq and is a predicted model, not a curated record. Gene Ontology annotation, molecular function: acid phosphatase activity.
GCUUCGUGCGGGGCAGGAACGGUAGGCUAGACUGGAGGCAACCUCAAGGACACAGGAAAUCCAAAGGGUUGUUUAUAUACUAUGCCCUGCACCCCAAGCAAAACGUCUCCUAGAAAACAGGGCCAGGGCUCAAUCCACCCCAAAGGCAGGGGCAUGGAGAGAAGCGACCUCUGCUUUUCCGUCCCUCGCCUCAACUCUGCACCCGCUCUAGCUAUGGGGUCAAGCCCGGAAGCACCCUGGCUGGAGGGGACGCUCGCUUUCCAGGACAUGGUCCCGCCCACUGCAAGCGCCACCUUGGUAAGGGAUUUCUCCUAGCAGAGGCAAACGCGAACUUAAUGCCUUCUUGAUCAAGAUGAGGUCUUCGAGACCUCUCUGCCUCGCCACGUCGGGCUACAUGCCUACGCUCCUCCGCCACAGCCACGUCGCGACCCUCCGGCACGCAUUCCCACCGAGACUGCGCCUUCUCCCCCAACCCCAGCUCGUCCCUAAGUAAGAUGGCGGCGAGCGCACUUCCGGCGUGUGUCCUUACGAGUGCGUCCGGGCGGCUGCUUGCAGGUGCCACCCAGCGGGUUCCAGCUUCUUUGCUGCAUAGAUUACAACGGUGAUGGCGGGCAAGCGGUCCGGCUGGAGCCGUGCGGCUCUCCUCCAGCUCCUUCUCGGCGCGAACCUGAUGGUGAUGCCGCCCACCCAGGCCCGGAGUCUGCGCUUCGUUACCUUGCUGUACCGCCAUGGAGACCGUUCACCAGUGAAGACAUAUCCCAAGGACCCCUACCAGGAAGAAGAAUGGCCCCAGGGGUUUGGCCAAUUAACCAAGGAGGGGAUGCUACAGCACUGGGAGCUGGGCCAGGCCCUGCGGCAGCGCUAUCAUGGCUUCCUAAACACCUCUUAUCACCGGCAAGAGGUUUAUGUGCGAAGCACAGACUUUGACCGGACUCUCAUGAGUGCUGAGGCCAACCUGGCUGGACUCUUCCCUCCCAACGGGGUGCAGCGCUUCAACCCGAACAUCUCGUGGCAGCCUAUCCCUGUGCACACUGUGCCCAUCACGGAGGACAGGCUGCUGAAGUUCCCGUUGGGCCCGUGUCCCCGUUAUGAGCAGCUGCAGAAUGAGACCCGGAAGACACCAGAGUAUCAGAACGAGAGUUCUCGGAAUGCACAAUUUCUGGACAUGGUGGCCAACGAGACAGGGCUUACAGACCUGACACUGGAGACUGUCUGGAAUGUCUAUGACACACUCUUCUGUGAGCAAACGCACGGGCUGCACCUGCCGCCCUGGGCCUCACCCCAAACCAUGCAGCGUCUCAGCCGGCUAAAGGACUUCAGCUUCCGCUUCCUCUUCGGAAUCUACCAGCAGGCGGAGAAGGCCCGGCUUCAGGGGGGAGUCCUGCUGGCUCAGAUAAGGAAGAACCUGACCCUAAUGGCGACCACCUCCCAGCUCCCCAAGCUGCUGGUUUACUCCGCGCACGACACUACCCUGGUUGCCCUGCAAAUGGCACUGGACGUCUACAAUGGCGAACAAGCCCCCUACGCCUCCUGCCACAUAUUUGAACUGUACCAGGAAGAUUCUGGGAAUUUCUCAGUGGAGAUGUACUUUCGGAACGAGAGUGACAAGGCCCCCUGGCCGCUCAGCCUGCCUGGCUGCCCUCACCGCUGCCCACUGCAGGACUUCCUUCACCUCACGGAGCCCGUCGUGCCCAAGGACUGGCAGCAGGAGUGCCAGCUGGCAAGCAGUCCUGCAGACACAGGUGAUGUCUCACUUAUAUCGCCGAGAAAAUAAGAGCCAGGAGAGAAUCGGCUCGUUCUUCCACCACCAGCUCCACCAGCUUACUUGCUGGGGAAGCCACUGCUUAGGAUGGCCUCUCCACCCGCGCUCAGGUUCUCUCUCCUCACCUCUGCAAGGAGCUCUGACGCCUCUGCUUCCCUACUGGAUCACUUCCCUCCCAAAAGCCCAUCCAUGACCUCUGAGAGCCACCUCUUCCCCAGCCACCAGCCUCUUCCCUCUCAGAAUGGAAUCCUCGAAAGAGCUGCCUAGACUCUGGCUCUGCUUCCUCACCGCCUGAUCUCUUAGACUCACAUUAGACAGUCUUGUGUCACCUUCCACUACCCUGAAGCCACACUUGUCUGGUGACCAGUGACCUCCUCUUACCAAAGCCAGUGACCAAUUCUUAGCUUCUCUCACCUCUCAGCAGCAUUACAUAAUUGGCCACCCCUUCCUGAAACACUUUCUUGGCUUCUCCUGACUUUAGUUGUCCCUUCCUCACUAAAGAACGGAUGACCCAGGACUCAUCCCUGGCGCUUUCCCCAUCUGUGCACACUCCCAAGUGAUCUUAUGCAGCCUUAUGACUUUAUGCCCAUCUCCAUGCUCACUUCUGUCCUUACGCCCUGACUCACAGAUUCACCACCUCUUCUCUGAGCUAGACUCAUAUCCAGCUGCCGACUUGAGGUCUCUAUGUGCACGUUAAGUAAGGCAUCUCAAAGUUGCAAUGUCUUAAACCAGAUGCUUUUCCUUCCAAAGCUGCUUUUCUUCCAGGCUUCCUUGUUUCAGUCAAUGCCACGAGUCGCCUAGUGGCACAGUAUAGCCCUUGGAGUCAUUCUGCAUACCGUUUCUCAUACCCCUCAUCCAGCCCACUGCCAGAUCAGCUCAACCUUUCAAAUAUUAAUACGUGCUCUUGCCUCCACAGUCCAAUCUACUGUCAGCUUUUGCCGACCGACUGAAGUUUCCUAGUUCUUUCUGGUUCUAUUCUUGUCCCUACCAGUCUUUCAGCACAGCAGAGUUAACU